AUCAGCUGUAUGCUCGGCUGGCACUUUUUUUAAAACGAAGCCGGAGCGAGGUAAAGUGCGUCUUAAUAUCGCGUCGUCGUCGUCUAAGACCCGAACGAUACUCCGUAGUCAAGCAGUGAUCGUUCGACGAUCAACAUGGAGAAUCAUGGAAGUAACGAAAAAUUAGUGGGCCUGGAGGCGGGCCUGGCGUGGUCAGAGAAGCCGAAGAAUCCAAUUUUCGAUCCUGCACCGAUACGGAAGAGCGUAUGUUCGAACAAACUACUGAGACGUCUUCUCCUCUUGCUAACGAUCGUGCUUCUGCUGGCCGCUGCUUUCGAGGUUCAUCGGGCCGUAAGCGAUCAGUUGCCGACGGAGGAAUUCUCGACCCGAGAUGGACCGGGUCAGAGCGAACGCGCUUUGACGAGGAGUUCGGAGAACUCCGGUGAAACAGUGGACGCGGAUACGGUUCGAGACGAACGGUUGUCAAAAUUGCGGGACGGUAUAAACGAGUUCAAAGAGUCGACAAAGUUCGAGCCGACCGCGAUCCCGGUGACAACGACGAUCGUACCGAGAACGACCAGCCGGAUCGCUGUCGACAUAACGGACGAGCUCAUGUCGAAAUUGGACAAAGUGAACGAGCUCGAAACGCGCAUCGAAGAAUUGGACGACGUGUUCCGGGAGUCCGAGGCGGAUAUCGAUUGGGCGAAGGCGGCUCAGAUCUACGGUGAUGUAUGGGCCGCUCUACGUCUCUUCGAACAGACUAUUCACAGUGAAUUACAGAGGAGCGGUUUUCCGGUCAACGAUUACCUGGAUGACCCUCGAGUGGAAACGACCACCGAGUCUACGACCGAAAUUUUUGAAUCGGUCCCGACCGUCGCGCCGACCGAAGAAUCCGAAUCGUCUUGGAGCUGGCAUUUCAGCUUCGGCAACUGGGCUUCUUCGUCUUCGGACCCAGAAACUACCGAAGGACCCGUCGAUACCGAGAACAAUCAACCGGAUGUCGAGACGUCGUCGAAAAAAAGUAGAGGCUUCAUGAGUCGGAUACACAUUUUUCCUUUCUCCAUGAGCUGGGGCUGGAAUAGCGAAGACGAAGACGAAAAUCCGUCUUCGGACGGUGUAGCUCGAGAAGCCACGACGAGCGAAAGCGAGGAGACGUCGACCGCCGAACCUAGGGAGCUGAGUGCAGAAAUAUCCGAACCCCUGAAUUCACCGAUAACCGAGGACUACGACUACUCGUCGGAGGAUUACUAUUCCUACAUAUUCGACAAUUACAUGGAUCAAUCGGAGGCCGAUGAAACCACGGGUAAAACUCCGCUCCUCGAACCGGAAAUGGGCUCCGUAACGUCCGGUUCAUCGACCGAGGAACUCGAGGAUGGAAUUCGAAUCCCGACAACGGCUACCCCGCCCGUAUCUUCGCCGGAAUCGCCUCUGCCGAUCGUCGAUAAAGAAGAAGAAGAAGAAAGUGAACCGGAGAAAAUUAUCUCCGACAAAUCGGUGCCCACAGCUCCCCAUUUUUACAAGGUCAUUUUCAAGGACGGGGAAUUCCACAUUUCAGACACGCUCGACGACACCGCGGCGGAGUCCCUUGGGCACGACGAUCUUGUAAAAAUAUCGCGUGGGCUCACGAUGCCAAAUACCGAAGAUCAAGACUACUCGAUGUACCCCGAAUACGACAAUUGGUUGGAUUUGGAUAAAAUGCUGCCAGAUCUACACGAUUAUUCAGAUUUCAGAGACUUUCUGGUGCCCCCGAUUCCUCGUCUAGCCGAUCAGGUCGGAACAAGGUCGAAGCGUUUCGUAAACAACGUGCUGCCGGCGCAAGGGGCUGUAGACGACGAAUUUUUGACGGAACAGUCGGCCGGUGACAUGGCUGUCUUACAGCAGGCGAUUGACGACGAGAACCACGUAAUUCGGAACGAAAUAUCGGAGACGGAUGGGCGGCGCAAGCUCGCUCUUCAGGAAAAGCUCAACAGAUAUUACAAGAAGAUGGAAUCCAUAUCAGCCCACAUCGACCGACUUCACAAAAAGCUCCUAAGACUGAAUUCGCUCAACGACGACUACGUUUCCAGGGAAUUUCCGCCGAACGAGUAAUUGGAAGGGGAAGUAGUUGACGUUUUUAAAAAUUAAAAGAGAAAAAGAAAUGUGGCUGUCGUUACGAACUACACUCGCACAAAUUUAAGAAUGUUUCGUCGGAGGUAUAUUAGUUCGACAAACAAGUGACGUUGAGGUAAUAAAAAAAAAUUGAUUACUGCUUAA
This is a messenger RNA of Athalia rosae (coleseed sawfly), 2232 nucleotides long. RefSeq lists its product as uncharacterized. Lineage: Eukaryota; Metazoa; Arthropoda; Insecta; Hymenoptera; Athaliidae. The record is from RefSeq and is a predicted model, not a curated record. The transcript has 3 exons. Bases 136 to 2067 code for a protein of 643 amino acids.